UCUGCUAACAAUUUUUUUGUAAACUUCAUCUUCAGAUAAAAAUUAUGUGUGGUAUUUGGGCUGUAUUCGGGUGUCCAAGCAAGGCUCUCCUCUCCAAAUGCCUCCCGGAUGUUCUCAAAAUCAGACAUCGAGGCCCCGACGCAUUCAGCAUGCUCAGUGUGGGUGAACUUGAAAACUGCCUGCUAGGUUUCGUCCGACUGUCAAUCGUGGAUCCCUUACACGGAAUGCAACCCCUGAAAUUGAAGAAGCAUGAACACCUUUUCUUAGUGUUCAAUGGCGAGAUUUAUAACUACCUGCACUUAAAAGAGCAGUUUGGGUUCGAAUUUGAGACUAAUUGUGACACGGAAGUUAUUUUGCACCUCUACGCAAUAGGCGGAAUUGAGUUCUGUGUGCAACAUCUUCAUGGAGUGUUUGCCUUCAUCUUGGCAGAUGUAAUCAACAACAAAGUGUUCUUCGCCAGAGACACUUUUGGGGUGCGACCUCUCUUCUCCCUCGAACAACUGCAGGGAUCAGAGUGGCCUGGAUUCACAGUUGUGGGGUCAGAGGUCAAGUCACUGAUGACCGCUCAUAGGAGUUGUCCUGAAGGCACUGCUACUGUCAAGAUACAUCUUCCGGGCCAUUUUUCCGAGUAUGACCUCUGUCCCAAAUCUGGAUCUGUCCACCUUGUUAGAAGUGAGCGCUUCCAUGAAGUCUGGGCCAAGCCAGUCUAUGCUGUUAGAGAAACCACACCUGAAAUGACUUCUCUUGAGAGAGUGCGACACACUCUGACAAAUGCGGUUGAUGUGAGAAUGAUGGCCGAUUGCAAACUGGGCUGUCUGUUGUCCGGGGGUCUGGACUCCAGUCUGAUUUGUGCCCUGGUGAAGCAGAAGAUGCCAGAGUGGGGGUGUAACUAUCCUCUGGAGACAUUCGCCAUUGGUCUUGAUGCCAAGAGUAGUGACUUAGUCGCGGCUCAGAUGGUGGCAGAUCACAUUGGAUCCACACAUCACAACAUUAUACACACUGCUGAGGAGUUCCUAUCAUGCAUAGAUGACCUCAUCUAUCAA
Messenger RNA from Symsagittifera roscoffensis, 1043 nucleotides. RefSeq names its product asparagine synthetase [glutamine-hydrolyzing]-like. Gene Ontology annotation, cellular component: cytosol. The record is from RefSeq and is a predicted model, not a curated record. Lineage: Eukaryota; Metazoa; Xenacoelomorpha; Acoela; Convolutidae. Gene Ontology annotation, molecular function: asparagine synthase (glutamine-hydrolyzing) activity.